UCAGCGCGUCUCGCCUCCGCCCAGUCAUCCUAUGCUAGAUCGCGUUGUUUUCGUCCCGCCCGCGGCACGCCGGGAGUUGUAGUCUAACGAAGCAUUUCUGCCAAUAGUGAAGGGAGAUCGAGAACUACUCGACCCAGAGAGCCGAGCGCGGGGCGGGUUUGGCUUUUAGGAGUAUCCCGCCAACAGUCUGGACCAAACAAGAACCGGCAUACAGGAACAGAGCACUUUGCUCCUCCCUCAGAAUGAAUGGAGACCAGAAAUCAGACGCUUAUGCCCAAGAAAAGCGGGAUUUCAUCCAGCACUUCUCCCAGAUUCUCAAUGUGCUGACUGAGGAGACGGGGCAGCCAGAGACAGGAGAUGCUAUUGCCCGGCUCAAGGAGGUCUUGGAGUAUAAUGCCAUUGGAGGCAAGUAUAACCGAGGUUUGACGGUGCUGGCAGCGUUCCAGGAGCUAGUGGAGCCAAAGAAGCAGGAUGCUGAUAGUCUGCAGCGGGUGCUGACUGUGGGCUGGUGUGUGGAGCUGCUCCAAGCUUUCUUCCUGGUACUGGACGACAUAAUGGAUUCAUCCCUUACCCGACGGGGACAGCUCUGCUGGUAUAAGAAGCCAGGCAUAGGUUUGGAUGCCAUCAAUGACGCAUUGCUGAUGGAAGCGUGUAUCUACCGCCUGCUGAAGCUCUACUGCCGGGAGAAGCCCUACUAUCUGAACCUGAUCGAGCUCUUCCUGCAGACUACGUAUCAGACUGAGACUGGACAGACCCUGGACCUCAUCACUGCCCCCCAGGGCGACGUGGACCUCGACAGGUUCACUGAAAAGAGGUACAAAUCCAUUGUCAAGUACAAGACAGCUUUCUACUCCUUUUACCUUCCUGUAGCUGCUGCAAUGUAUAUGGCGGGCAUUGACGGGGAGGAGGAGCACGCCAAUGCCAAGAAGAUCCUGCUGGAGAUGGGAGAGUUCUUUCAGAUUCAGGAUGAUUACCUUGACCUCUUUGGUGACCCCAGUGUGACAGGCAAGGUUGGCACUGACAUCCAGGACAACAAAUGCAGCUGGCUCGUGGUUCAGUGCCUGCAGCGAGCCUCUCCGGAACAGCGCCAGAUCCUGCAGGAGAACUAUGGGCAGAAGGAGGCCGAGAAGGUGGCCCGGGUGAAGGCGCUGUAUGAGGAGCUGGAGCUGCCUGCUGUGUUCAGGCAAUACGAGGAAGACAGUUACAGCUGCCUCAUGGGCCUCAUCGAGCAGUAUGCUGCGCCCCUGCCCCCCGCCAUCUUCCUGGGGCUAGCAUGCAAGAUCUACAAGCGGAAAAAGUAACCCAGAGAUCGCCAGGGCAGGGAGGGGAGGCCCUCAAUAAAUUAUUCUUGUUUC
Messenger RNA from Trichechus manatus latirostris (Florida manatee), 1355 nucleotides. It is a transcript of the gene FDPS, whose product is annotated as farnesyl diphosphate synthase. Gene Ontology annotation, cellular component: cytoplasm. The record is from RefSeq and is a predicted model, not a curated record. Gene Ontology annotation, biological process: trans, trans-farnesyl diphosphate biosynthetic process. The transcript has 10 exons. Bases 243 to 1301 code for a protein of 352 amino acids. Gene Ontology annotation, molecular function: (2E,6E)-farnesyl diphosphate synthase activity; dimethylallyltranstransferase activity. NCBI's taxonomy places the organism in Eukaryota, Metazoa, Chordata, Mammalia, Sirenia, Trichechidae.